ACCGAUGCCAUUGCCCACAUCAUCGCGUCGCGCAGUCUCCAGCGGGUUGGGGCUGAAGGGAACCGAGGGACCGCCACAAGAGGCGGCGAGGGCACGCACUACACGUACUCCAUUCUCGCCAAGGUGGACGACGGGGUCACGACGCAAUCCAUCAACGAUCCAAAUGGCUCUUCAAGGUCUACCCUAUAGUUCAGGUGGGGCAUAAAGCCACAGCAUCACCAUCUAGGCCACGGCCAUGAGCUCAGCUACCUCUACCGCAGCACAUUCGUGCGUUGAUAAUGCGGUUCAGUGACCUAUCAAUCGUGCUUCGGAAUCGAGCCAAGAGUGGACCUCGUUGAUGAGUGGGGUAGCUGCAAAAUGGCCCUCCAGGUCAACCUAAGCAAAGGCAAGGGCAACAGUGGCGAAUAUGGUGCCUGCUGCGGCUACUAGUUGGACCCGGUCGGAACGUCUGGUUUCGCGUUGGCCUCCCGACUUGACAAAGGAGGAAAGCUUCAACUUGCUUCCGUGAUUGCUUUGAUGGCGCGCUCGGUAAGUGACCUGGCGGUUAGGGUGGAUGGUGAUUCUGCGUGGUGAUAGUAGUCUGGAUAGAGGCGAUCAAGCAUCAUAAUGGCAAUAUGCAGAAGCGCACCAUGGAUUGCCAGCUGGAAAGCACCGAGACUGUGGUGCAAUGAGGCGAGCCUGUGUUGCGAGCAGUCUCUGCAUG
Molecule: messenger RNA, 703 nt
Organism: Pseudomassariella vexata
Lineage: Eukaryota; Fungi; Ascomycota; Sordariomycetes; Amphisphaeriales; Pseudomassariaceae
Exons: 1
Coding region: 5-205 (66 amino acids)
Source: RefSeq, a predicted model, not a curated record